Metarhizium album ARSEF 1941 is the source of this 2145-nucleotide messenger RNA. RefSeq lists its product as uncharacterized. The record is from RefSeq and is a predicted model, not a curated record. Bases 1 to 2145 code for a protein of 714 amino acids. NCBI's taxonomy places the organism in Eukaryota, Fungi, Ascomycota, Sordariomycetes, Hypocreales, Clavicipitaceae. The transcript has 3 exons.
AUGGGACGCAGACCGAAUCCCCUGAUCCUCGAGUACUUCGAGCGCGGACCCAAGUUGAACGACAACAGCAAUCGAUACCCUCAUACGUGCAGGCAAUGCGGAGAGAACUUUCCCAAAGGUCGUAUUGAUAGUUUGACAACCCACAUCACCAAGCGAUGUCCUGCCAUAUCCGACUCGGAACGCAUGCGAGCCUGUCUUGAACUUCAUGGCAUCACACAAGCUAGAACGGCUGCCGAGCGACAUCAACAAGUGCAGGCGGCCCAGGCGGCGGCCCAUGUAGAUGGCCAGCAGGUAUCUCCAAGUGCACUUCCGCAGGGAUGGAGUGCGCUUGAGACUCUGGCAGAGGCCUCGCGCCAGGUAGACCUGAAUGAGAACAAUCGUGGGAGUAAGCCCCCGGCGGCGGAACCACAAGCAAACGGCGUCCAGAACGGGGACCGAUUCGAACUGCAGGAGCAGUAUACUCUAGACAAUCCGCCUACUAGCUACGAAACGACCCGGGCGCAGGCCAACGGCAAGAAGGGCACAACUGUCUUCCAAACACCCCCCCCGACCGCCACAGAACUAUCUCCGGAAGAAAGACUUCAGGCCCUUCUGCCAGCGAGCGAAUGCUCUCCCGACGCUGCUAAUCUCUCCGUCGCCGUGGCCGCUGCUGCUCGACUCAACCCGUCCUUUCUCGACCCUCAACUCGUCAAUGGCGAUGCGUCCCCUACAUCUCCAUCUGCGGCGGAUAGCUCCGCAGCCGCUGCGGCCGAAGGCACCCCUACCACGGCCGUCGAUGCUGUCGCUGUUCAACCCUGGGGAGAAAUGACCUACUUGACAGCUGCAUCUUCAGCUCGCCUUCUUGCCGACAAUCCCCCGGUGGCGCCUUUCCCUGUUAGCCGCGGUGGCGUUCGCAUGGACACGAGUGCAGGAGUACUCAACGGGCGAUCCCGUCACUUCAGAUCCAAGUUUACUCCUGCCAGGCGUCAAGAAGUCAAAGAAGUUCGCAAGUUGGGAGCUUGUAUUCGCUGCCGUAUCCUCCGUAAGAUCUGCAGCAAAGGCACACCAUGCGACACGUGCCGCAAGGUUCUUUCUCCCCGUGUCUGGAUGACGGGCUGCGUUCGCUCGCGCCUACACGAGCAACUAGACCUAUACUCCGCCGGAGUCCAGGUCGUGUUAUCCCAAAAUCGCAUCAACAUGCUCAAGGAGCAACUGAAGCUGGUAAACAAUGGCGCCGUAGUCGAAGUGUCCCACUUUGCAGAAACCAACAAGACAAUCAUUCUAGCCGCGGCUGCUGCUAUAUUAGAGCCGAUACAGCAAGAAGGCGUCACGCCCGAGACCCAAGGGCCCCUCCACCAAGUCAUCAUGAUUGACCAAGACAAGGACGACAUGCCCGGAAAAGUGGAAAGCUACAUGCGUGACGUGCUGGACCUCUUCAUCGAGCGCGAGCCGUCCAAGUUCAUGCGCGUCACCCUCGAAACGGCCAAGUCACAGCUCGCUGACAAGGCGGACGAGCCGCUGAAAAAGGCUCUCGAGCUAUGGGGGCUCGUGGAAAGCAUCGACCGCGAGCGGCAGUGGAGCAUCGUCGAAAAGCCCAGCGCACACUCGGACCACGGGCGGCCCAUCAAGGAGGCGGAGAACGAAAACGACGCAGACAUCUACACCAUGAUGUGCAUGCAGCUCAACGCCGCCGCGGAGCGCAAGGCGAACAGCACCUCCAAGGCCCUGCUGAACCUCAUGGACCGCCAGCUGGCAGACAGCAAAACCAAGGUCGGCUUCAGCAUCUUCCUGACGGCCCUGAUAUUUCUCAACUGCGUCGAGAAGUCGACGUGGGCGUUCAAGGCCUGGGAGCAAGACCACCUGCGUCCCGGCUGGCCGCUCGAGCGGGACCCAGGCGUCUUCACCCAGCAGGGCGGCAACCUGGCCGGCCUGAUAAAGAUGCUCCUGGGGAUACGCAAGGCGCUGCCGCAGACGUGUCGCGGCGCCGAUGGCAAGCUGGCCACGCUGGACCAGGACGCCGUCGUCGUCAAGUACUUCCACGACCUGGACAUGGAGUAUGAUACAAUCGAAGCGCGUCAGCGCGGCUCGCAGUUCUCCCCUGCAGACUCGCGCUCCCUCGAGCUUAUGUUCUGCUCGCACCUGCUGCUCCCCAAUGCCCCGGCUUGA